AAUGUACAAUCAUUUGUAGAUGAUGCCGAUUCGUUAAGGCGAAAGAGACAAAAACUUAAUAACAACUCAAGCUCGAUACUUUUCAAACAUGUAGCAGAAGCUGAGAAGCAUGCCAGAAAUCAACCUAUUAGUUUUAAUAUCGUCAAAGCUGAACCAGCCGGUCGGAUAUCGCCGUUCACAGGUCCGGCGAGUGCGGGAAAUUUUGGUCUACAAUCUGUAACAUCAUCUUUACAACCACACAAUAGCAUGCAAGCUUUAAGGCCUCAGGUAUCUCCAGGGCGAACGCCGUCCCCCAUGGAAUAUACUGCCUAUAAUCCAUCUCUCGUACAACAGCAAUAUCAACCAAAUAUUCAACCUAUAAUGCCAAACGUGUCUGCGAUGACGGAUGUACAGGCGUUUUCUUAUGUAGAUCAAUUACAAUUACAACCAGAACCAAAUCUGUUGAUGUUAAACAGAGUAACGUCAGAAAAUCAAGGAGAUUCCCAGCCAGUAAAUAAUAUUGAAACUGCAGGAGCCCCGUGCUUCUUAGACAUGGAUAGUCAACAAUUCAAUUUUGAUUGGAAUUCCGCUGAUCUCGCGGAUUUUGGAGCAAAUCUCUCUGCAAAUCUGUCGACUGGAUUAUCCAUAUCCGACUCUAUACAACCUGAAGUCGGGAGCAAUAUCGAAGAAAGGAAUAGUAUGACCGAGCGUAUUACUUGGAUAAACCAAGAACUUUCCGCUUUGAAUAAGAUACUCAAACCUAAUCGAGAAAAUGAUGGCUGAGAACUUGAUUAAAAUUACUUACUAUUAAUUAAUAUUGUGGCCUAUGCCAAAGUGAUCAUAAGAAAUUGCAACUGGCCUCAUCUGUAAUUUAUUACAAGUGCUCUCUUCACUGCCAUUAAAGAAAAAAAAAGAAAAAAUUAAUCGAGCUAUUUUUUGCAAUAGAUAAUAAAAUAUUUCAUGUACAAAUAAAAUAACAAGAAAAAUAGCAAGAAAACGAUAAUUUUGCACUUUAAUCGUUUCUAUUCGCAAUCUAUUUUAUUUAUAUUAUAUAUUCGAUUUAUUUUUUAUUUAUAUAAAAGUAUAUAGAAAGAAUUUUAUGAUAAAUGAACAAAAAAGCUUUAUAUAUUUUCCAGCGUUAUUAAUACACAAUUUAUUAAUAUACUCAUCGACGAAUAUUAGUUGAAACACAGCAACAUUAUAUAUAUAUAUAUGUAAUCUUAAUAUUUAGCUAUUUGUAAUUUAUCUAAUAGUUACACAAUAAGCAUUGGAGCAAUUAUCUACUCAAGAUAAGUUGUUCGGUCGGUCAUGUGUAUGUGUGAGACUAAUAUCGGUGGGAGAUGUAACAUUUGUUUGUCGACAUCAGAGAUUGAGAUGUUAAUUUAAUUUGAGAUAAUGCUCGGAUUUAUGAUCAAAGUUCAUAGUUCAGAUCAUAGUUUAUGUUUUUAAUAAUAGAUUGUACGAUACACUUGAUGAAAAAAAUGAAUGUCGCGCAACAAAUAAAAGAAAUUAUUGUGAUAAAUUCUUCAUGAGACAAGUUUAUAGGCAAUAAUUGUAAAUUAUUAAAUAAGAUAAAUAUUUUUGUGAGCAAUUUCUUUCUCACGUUUUUUUUACGCUUGUACGAUUUCACUUCUCUUUUAUUCUUUCUUUUUGCACAAUUACGUUUUUUACAAAACUAUGUUUAUACCUCUGUAUAUAUUUGUAAUAUAUAUGAACGCGUUAUACAUGUAGAAAUAAUGUUGAUAUACUCGAAAAAGCAUAUGGUAAAAAGAUUGAAAUCAAUGUACUCAAAAAUUUCAAUGGAUGUUCCGUCCAGAUAUUUCUUUUUAUGUAUAUAUUUUGCAGGAGUUUUUUAUUUAAGAAUAAUAUAUAUGGGAGAAUAUAUGUGUGUAUGCAAUUAUCUAAUGUACCAAUUUUAUUAGAUUAAGUAAAUAUAUGAUAUCGUGCAAUAUAA
Messenger RNA from Cataglyphis hispanica, 1933 nucleotides. RefSeq lists its product as uncharacterized. NCBI's taxonomy places the organism in Eukaryota, Metazoa, Arthropoda, Insecta, Hymenoptera, Formicidae. The annotation marks the transcript as partial. The record is from RefSeq and is a predicted model, not a curated record. The transcript is spliced from 5 exons.